AUGUCUAUAUCACCGCCCUCUUAUGCGCCUACAUCCACGACUUCGUACGCACCGGCAAACGAAAACCUUCUUAAAUAUCACCAGGAGAUUACGCGAUCGUCACUCUUGAAGCUGCCUCAGCACAAGACUGUGUACGAUUCUCUUGCUGAAGUGUACUCGAUAAUCACAGUGUUGGAGAUGGUUGAAAAUGCAUUCAUAAAAGACUAUAUAACGGGGAAGGAUAAAUAUACGUCGACCGUAUUGCGGUUAAUCAACCAAUACCUGAUAAUCCUAAAGUCUUUCGAAAGUAGCUCCGAUGCAGCCUUGUUGGACUCCAUUCUUGUUGGUAGAGCCGCUGAUAAUUCCAAUUUCUUGACGUUGUUCACGAAUAAAUUCAAUCUACAAAAGUGCCAGUUAAGUAUCAAGCGAUUGACCGCGGGAAUACCUGCUACUAUAGAGCAUCUUGGCAUGCAGGUACAGAGCUCAUCAUCAGAAUCGAAUGGAGGAAAGAGAAGUGCUAGGUUGGUUGCUGAAUCAACAGGAAAUUUCAUCACAUGCAUGGAUGCUUUGAAGUUGAACUACAAGACCAAAGAGCAACUACACCCAUUGUUGUCCAAUUUGGUGGUUAGUCUAAACGAUCUUGUGAUGUCAAACGAAGGCGGUGGUCUGGGCAGCGAUGUUACAGGUUUGGAUUUUGUAGGGAAGUCGAAGUUGGUUUCAUGGUUGAUAAAGUUGAAUGGAUUGGAGUCAGGGGAAUCGUUGGGACAAGACGAUAUCGACUCUUUCUUAAACGACUUAGAUACGGCGUACAGGGGAUUCUACAAGUCACUUGAAGACUGA
Molecule: messenger RNA, 819 nt
Organism: Dujonia railenensis
Lineage: Eukaryota; Fungi; Ascomycota; Pichiomycetes; Serinales; Debaryomycetaceae
Source: the annotation of a GenBank genome assembly